AUGCCAGGAUUAGACAGGGAAUUGGUAGAACACAAGCUGCCAAUUAAGGAUGGCUACCUUCCAGUUGAACAGGCCAGAAGAAGAAUGUCUAUGGAUACAGAACUAAAAGUGAAAGAAGAAAUAGAAAGGUUGCUCAAGGCAGGAUUCAUCAGACCAGCUAUCUAUGCUGAUUGGCUAGCCAAUAUUGUACCGGUUCUCAAAAGAAAAACAAAGGCAGUUAGAAUCUGUGUAGAUUACAAAAAUCUGAAUGAAGCAUCUCCCAAAGAUGAAUACCCCAUGCCAAUGGCAGACAUGCUAGUAGAUGGAGCUGCUCAUAACCAGAUGCUAUCUUUUAUGGAUGACAAUGCAUGUUACAAUCAGAUCAUGGUAGCGGAAGAAGAUAUCCACAAGACAGCUUUCGUGUGCCCAGGACAUAUAGGUGUUUUUGAAUAUACUGAAAUGCCUUUUGGUUUAAGAAAUGCAGGAGUCACUUAUCAAAGAGCAAUGAAUUCUGUUUUCCAUGACAUGAUAGGGCAUUCUUUGGAAGUAUAUAUAUAUGAUGUGGUGAUUAAAUCCCCAAAGGAGGGAAAUCAUGUAUCAAAUCUAAGAAGAGCAUUCCUAAGAAUGAGGCAACAUAAACUGAAAAUAAACCCAAAGAAGUGUGUUUUUGGAGUUCAAGCAGGAAAUUUCUUAGAAUUCUUGGUCCACCAGAGAGGCAUAGAGGUUGACAAGAACAAAGCAAAAUCCAUCAUAGAAGCUCUACCACCUCGGAACAAGAAAGAACUGCAGAGUCUCCUAGGAAAAAUGAAUUUUCUAAGGAUAUUCAUAUCUAAUUAUGCAGGAAAGAUCCAGCCUUUCUCUUCUCUGUUAAGAUUGAAGCAGGAACAGACGUUCAAAUGA
This is a messenger RNA of Prunus armeniaca (apricot), 879 nucleotides long. NCBI's taxonomy places the organism in Eukaryota, Viridiplantae, Streptophyta, Magnoliopsida, Rosales, Rosaceae. The record is from the annotation of a GenBank genome assembly.